This is a messenger RNA of Arabidopsis lyrata subsp. lyrata, 1845 nucleotides long. Its product is annotated as omega-hydroxypalmitate O-feruloyl transferase. Gene Ontology annotation, molecular function: acyltransferase activity, transferring groups other than amino-acyl groups. The transcript has 2 exons. Bases 383 to 1678 code for a protein of 431 amino acids. The record is from RefSeq and is a predicted model, not a curated record. NCBI's taxonomy places the organism in Eukaryota, Viridiplantae, Streptophyta, Magnoliopsida, Brassicales, Brassicaceae.
UAAGUGGCCAGAUCUUUAGUGGUCCUUGUUAAGUUUUCGAUCACCUCCUUAUCUUUGUAGCUACAUAAUCUUCACUUGUUAAAUACCGAAACCCUGAUCUCAAGACUCUACUUAAACUCCCUAAAAAACCUAUAUUUCACGUUAUAUUUUUGGUCUUUCACUUUUUCCAUAAAUUCUAUUCAAAAACUCAAGUGGUCCUGUCCUUACCUUAUCUCUCCAGCUAUACACUUGCUACUCAAGAUACCACUAACCCUAAUCUCCACUAGACCCCCUUUAAUUAGAAGUUAAAACCCUAUAUAUCAAGAUCGAUUCUCUGUUUCUCACUUUCUUCAUUCCAGCCAUUCCACAAGUUUUUCGAUUUCUUUCAUUGAAAACACUUGAAAUGGUGGCCUCAUUUGAGUUCGUCGUCACAAGGAAAAACCCUGAACUCAUCCCUCCUGUGUCCGAAACUCCAAAUGGUCAUUACUAUCUCUCGAAUCUCGAUCAAAAUAUCGCCAUCAUCGUGAAAACAUUAUAUUACUACAAAUCGGAGUCAAGAACCAACGAAGAAUCCUACAAUGUGAUAAAGAAAUCUCUCUCUGAGGUUCUUGUUCAUUACUACCCUGUCGCCGGAAGGCUGACGAUCAGUCCGGAAGGAAAGAUCGCUGUGAAUUGCACUGGAGAAGGAGUAGUGGUUGUGGAAGCUGAGGCUAACUGUGGGAUAGAGACGAUCAAAGAGGCCAUCUCUGAGAAUAGAAUGGAGACGCUCGAGAAACUUGUUUACGACGUUCCAGGUGCCCGGAAUAUUCUUGAGAUUCCGCCGGUAGUAGUUCAGGUGACAAAUUUCAAAUGUGGGGGUUUUGUCCUAGGACUAGGCAUGAGCCACAACAUGUUCGAUGGAGUCGCUGCUGCGGAGUUCCUCAACUCGUGGUGCGAGAUGGCUAAGGGCCUUCCUUUAUCCGUCCCACCUUUCUUGGACCGUACAAUUCUCCGGCCACGAAACCCUCCCAAAAUCGAGUUCCCACACAACGAGUUCGACGAAAUUGAAGACAUCUCUGGCAUCGGAAAACUCUACGAUGAAGAAAAACUCGUCUACAAAUCAUUCCUCUUUGAACCCGAAAAGCUUGAGAAGCUCAAGAUCAUGGCAGUUGAAGAAAGUAAUAAUAGUAAGGUAUCAACAUUUCAAGCCUUAACCGGGUUUCUUUGGAAAUCAAGAUGUGAGGCUCUACAGUAUAAACCAGACCAACGGGUUAAGCUUCUGUUUGCAGCUGAUGGACGGUCAAGAUUCAUCCCACGUCUCCCGCAAGGAUAUUGCGGGAACGGGAUUGUGUUAACUGGUUUGGUGACAUCAUCAGGAGAAUUAGUUGGGAACCCUCUUUCUCACUCGGUGGGUUUGGUCAAGAGACUAGUCGAGUUGGUUACAGACGGUUUCAUGAGGUCUGCUAUGGACUACAUCGAAGUAAACCGGACCCGGCCGAGUAUGAACGCAACACUUUUGAUUACAUCCUGGUCAAAAUUGACAUUGCAUAAACUGGAUUUCGGUUGGGGAGAACCGGUUUUCUCUGGACCGGUUGGUUUACCAGGGAGGGAAGUGAUCUUGUUCUUACCAAGUGGAAACGACAUGAAGAGUAUCAAUGUGUUUCUUGGGCUUCCUACUUCAGCUAUGGAAGUGUUUGAAGAGCUUAUGAAGAAGAUCUGAAAAAGAACAAACAUUUUCAUAAUCAAAUUAUGAUUUAUUUCAACCAAUUAAAAUCAAGAUAAUUUAUAAUCUAAUCAUUAUUUAUACAUGUAAGUUUGAAUUCUCGUUUGUAUCAAUUACAAAAAAUUAUGUAAUUCGCAUAAAAAUAUAUAUGUCAAAGUAAGUUA